ACACGCUCCUGUCAGCCGCAAAUGUCACUGGGAAAAAUUGAAAACAAUAAUAAUUUUUUGUUCUUCCUCUCGAGAUUAGGAGCAAAAAAAGUGAUGACGAAGGAACAAGCAAGCGAAUAAACGCGAAUCAAGUUGCCUGCUGUUCAUUCGACAGCAAUCGAAAGAAGUGGUAAAAAUUAAGGAUCUAUAUCAGCCAGUAGCGUAACCGAGUGCGGCCAGCGUAGCGGCCAAAGAGCAGACGGCCGCCAACAUGAAUCUACACGAGCCGGUUGAUCCCAACAAGCCCUUCGAUGAGCUAACACCGGAGGAAAAAAUGAGGUUGGAACAUAUUAAAAUGUACGAAAAACAUAAGGGCCACGAAUCGAUGCACAUGGAGAUGGUUGUGAUACUGCUGGUCACGCUCAUAAUCGCUCAGGUGGUGCUGGUCGAAUGGAAGAAACGCCACUACAGAUCCUACUCGCUAAUGACACUGCUCGCCCUGUGGAUAAUUCCGUUCGUGCUCAGCCUGCGCAGCCAGUACUGGCGGUUUAUCUUCUUCUGGCUAAUAUUCAGCUGCAUAACCGGGCUGGUGAUGCGCAAAGCGAUACGCAAACCCAUCUCCGGCACGACGCCGCGGCUAGUGUACAAGUGGUUUUACUUUAUCUACAAACUAAGCUACCUGCUCGGCAUCAUCGGGUACAUCGUGAUGAUGUUUACGUUUUUCGGCGUAAACUUCAUCUUCAACCAGCCGCCGCACACGUGGAUGGACGUGGGGUUGCUGCUGGUGUUUUACGGCCUCUACUACGGCGUGCUCGGGAGGGAUAUAUCGGAAAUCUGUGCCGACAAGAUGGCCUGCCACAUCGGGUACUACACACCGAAGGGCAUCCCGACGCGGCAUCUCGAGCGCAACGUGUGUGCCGUCUGUGGCAAUCAGCUGCUGACGGACGUGAACGAGUCCGGCGUGAUCGAGAACACGUACAAGCUGACCUGUGAUCAUGUGUUUCACGAGUUUUGCAUCCGGGGCUGGUGUAUCGUGGGGAAAAAGCAAACCUGCCCCUACUGCAAGGAGAAGGUGGACCUGAAGAAAAUGUUCUGUAACCCAUGGGAACGUCCCCACGUACUGUACGGGCAGCUGCUGGACUGGAUCCGGUGGCUCGUGGCAUGGCAGCCGCUAAUACUGUUCAUUGUGCAAGGCAUCAACUGGAUGCUCGGGCUGGAGUAAAGCAGCAACGAACGGGGGCCUGGUCAGGCCUGAUAGGGGUUUAUUCCAUCUCCUCCCUCUCCAUCGUCGAUUUCACUAGUCGCGGCAAUGGCUUUAGUUUCACUACAAUGUAUUUAAUUGAACCGUUACUUUCCUUUGAAACCAAAAAGAAAAGAAAAAAAAACAGGCGCUUGGGCGACAGGCGAGCACCGGUGCUCGGCACUCUUGCCCCAUCCUUUUCGUCGUGCCACGUGCGACACUUUAGGUUGUAAACCUUUGCAUUUCCUAUUCAACACAAACCACUAAAGGUAGUAGUAGAUAAAGAACUGUAGCUGGCACAGAAUGUAUAAGGCACCAUUAAAAAAUAAACCCGUGUGUACCUCGGGAGAGACUCAGUUCUGGUGCCGCCCACGUGUGUGUGUGUGUUUGACCUGUUCAGGGAGAGUAGAAUGUUUUGUUUUUAGCAAAGUGUAGAAAAGCACACACCAACACAGACAGACGAUGAGAGCUAAUUUUAUUCGUUUUUGAUGUAUUAUUACGUACCACCACGUGUUGUGAGUUUCGUUCAAGAUGGACCAGUUUUGAAUUGAUUUCCCUCGUCGUUUUGCUAUGUCUAGGCUGUAAGAUAAAUAUCGUGAAAUAAUAUCCUUAUUAACAGACGA
This is a messenger RNA of Anopheles gambiae (African malaria mosquito), 1842 nucleotides long. Its product is annotated as E3 ubiquitin ligase Rnf121. The transcript is spliced from 5 exons. Gene Ontology annotation, molecular function: ubiquitin protein ligase activity; metal ion binding. The record is from RefSeq and is a predicted model, not a curated record. Gene Ontology annotation, cellular component: endoplasmic reticulum membrane; Golgi membrane. Bases 251 to 1201 code for a protein of 316 amino acids. Lineage: Eukaryota; Metazoa; Arthropoda; Insecta; Diptera; Culicidae.